Molecule: messenger RNA, 471 nt
Organism: Cebus imitator (Panamanian white-faced capuchin)
Lineage: Eukaryota; Metazoa; Chordata; Mammalia; Primates; Cebidae
Product: 60S ribosomal protein L32-like
Exons: 2
Coding region: 1-471 (156 amino acids)
Biological process (GO): translation
Cellular component (GO): cytosolic large ribosomal subunit; ribosome
Molecular function (GO): structural constituent of ribosome
Source: RefSeq, a predicted model, not a curated record
AUGACACUGACUUUUGUGGGCACUGGAGAUGAACAGAAAGCCCACAACCCAGGCAGAAGAGGACCAGCUGCCCUCAGAUCCCUUAUGAAACUCAAGAUUGUCAAAAAGAGGACCAAGAAGUUCAUUCUGCACCCGUCACACCAAUAUGUCAAAAUCAAGCCUAACUGGCAGAAACCCAGAGGUAUUAACAACAGAGUUUGUAGAAAGCUCAAGGGCCAGAUCUGGAUGCCCAAUGUCGGUUGUGGGAGCAACAGAAAAACAAAGCACAUGCUGCCCAGUGGUUUCCGGAAAUUCCCGGUCCACAAAAUCAAGUUGCUGGAAGUGCUGCUGAUGGGCAACAAAUCUUACUGUGCUGAGAUUGCUCACACUGUUUUCUCCAAGAACCGCGGAGCCAUCAUGGAAAGAGCCACUCAGCUGGCCAUCAGAGUCACCAACCUCAAUGCCAUACUGUGCAGCAAAGAAAAUGAAUAG